Messenger RNA from Histoplasma mississippiense, 2163 nucleotides. RefSeq lists its product with no specific name. Gene Ontology annotation, cellular component: MutLalpha complex. The transcript has 3 exons. The coding region runs from base 1 to 2163 and encodes 720 amino acids. The record is from RefSeq and is a predicted model, not a curated record. Gene Ontology annotation, molecular function: ATP-dependent DNA damage sensor activity; ATP hydrolysis activity. Lineage: Eukaryota; Fungi; Ascomycota; Eurotiomycetes; Onygenales; Ajellomycetaceae. Gene Ontology annotation, biological process: mismatch repair.
AUGUCGAUUGCACAACUUCCUCCAGAUACUAUCAGGGCAGUAAGGUCAAACUCUGUGCUCUCCGACCCAUGCGCCCUUGCGAAAGAGCUUAUCGAUAACAGCCUUGACGCUGGAGCCACCUGCAUCUCAGUUGAGGUGGCAGCUAACACACUCGAUACCAUUCAAGUCAAGGACAAUGGCACUGGAAUCCAUCCGAAUGAUCGUCAUCUGGUUUGCAAACGUAGCUGUACUAGCAAACUUCGAAGUAUUGAUGAUUUGGAAAAUAUCGGUGGAAGCACUUUGGGUUUCCGAGGAGAGGCUCUCGCGAGUGCUGCUGAGAUGUGCGGCACGACCGUUCGUGUAGAUGAGUUCUUGAGAUUUGUUCCUGUUCGGAAACGGAGAGCGCUGAAGAGUGCUUCCAAAACACUCAACCGAAUGAAGAAGGUUUUGAAUGCAUACGUGCUCUCGCGCCCUGAAAUUCGACUUUCAUUUAAAAUCCUAAAGAGAAAAAAUGAUUCUAGCUGGAUAUAUGCGUCCAACAAACAUCCAACGGUUUCCACUGCAAUGUUAAGAGUUAUUGGUGCGGAAGCAAUUUCGCAAUGCACAACAAUAACGUGGCCGCAAAUUCAAGAUGAGAGAGAUGAUUCUUUACGGCCUAUGUCAACAUCCAAUGGCGUUGCGAAGGAGCUAGUCGAACUGUUCAAAUCCCAUAUUCGUUCUGGAUCUCUUUGCGAUAGUGGCCAAACACCACCAGUGGAUCCAUUCUGUUUUAUACAUCUACAUUGCCGUCCCGGCAUCUACGAUGUGAAUGUCGAGCCAUUGAAAAAUGAUGUUCUUUUUGAAGAUUCGAAACUAGUGAUCUCCAUGGCAGGAAAUCUAUUCAAAACCGUUUAUGGCGAAACCAAGCCGAGACAUACACAUCAGAGGAACUGCCAAAUCGAAAACCAACCGUCAUCCUCUCGGAUGAUACGACCGCUUGACAGCCGGCCGGCUAACAAUCAACGUGACCACGAAGUCGAGGAAUCUCCAUUAUUUCGGCAUAUCUCGAGCUCCGCGACAAAAGAUUGCCAUUCCAUAGAAUGCAUUUGUGCCAGCUCGUCGAAGGCGAAGAAAGACAAUAUGUUAGCAGGAAGUUGUGUCGACACUUACGCCUGUCCACGAGCGGCCGAAAGUAAUCUCAGCCUUUUGAAUAGUUCCCUACUGACCAAUCCAUGGCUGCUUGCCAAAGGGCAACAUGUAACACCCCGGAAGGAAGACGCACAGUCCCGUGACUUAAACUCUCAACUCCUCACCCCUGCGUAUCAGGAUGGGCGUUCUCGGUUGGAUGAAAAAAGGAUAAAAAAUUGUGGGGCGAAUUCUGUGUUUGCUGGCCCCCCAUACCCCACGCCCGUUUCUACGCGAACACUUGAGACGCGUUUGGUCGAAGGCGACAACGACAAAUCUUCAACAGAUGUUAGAAAGCCACAGACGAGCGAACUGUGCAAUGUACCCCAACUCACAGCUAGCCAUAAAAGCAAACAAAGGAAGUCAUCGGGGGUGCUGGGCAGCCUGGACGCCUGGAUAAGAAAUUGCCGAGAUGCCCCUAGUCAUUCUACUGAGGAAAGCCAUGCUGUGGGGAUACUACAGCAAAGCGAACCCGAUGGAAAUGAACUUACAGAAACUGAUAUUGCAGGGCGCUUUGGUAAAGAGGACAAUGCUGUUACCACAAGCCUGAGCCAUGGAGAUUUUUCAGCAGGGCUAUCACCACGCACAUCACUAAAUGCCCUAGGUAUCCAUCUGAACUCUGCUCAUACUAACACAAAGAACCACUGUCAGCCAUUGGCGAUUUCCCAAGAGGAGGAUGAUGAUCCAGAUUAUCGGAUUCAUAGGUUGACUGACAAUCGUCCAACUUCUCGUCCAACUUCUCCGUCACACGAAAUGAUAGCUGAGGCACUAGAUUUCGAAUACCGGAAGAAAACCGCUAUCCAACUCCACAGGAAAAGACAGCAGCAGCAGCAGCAACAACAGCAACAGCAAAUCUCAACUCAGUCGACCUUACACUCAUGGGCGGGAGCCAAUAAUGCUAAAAUAUCACAAGGUUCUCCACAUCAAAAUCGAUACCGGAGAGCCAAAGCCCAUUUAGUCAAUCAGUUGCCAGAGCUGGAACUUCCCAGACAUGAGAUAACAUCUCGCCGUCCAAAAUGA